AUGGCGUUCAACGUCAGCUGUUCGUUCAUGACAAAUCAGCUGUGUUUGGCGUUUGACGAGUGGGACAAACAUUAGCAAUAAAUACUUAUUUGUAUAGAAAACUAAGGACAAAGAAUGGAUGUAAUAACGAGAGAGUUGCUUGUACCAGCAAAAUAUAUAAAAGUGAUAGAUGAAAGAAUUUGUUUAACUGUACACAGAAAUUGGUUAACAAACUUUCUUAAUGUGGGACCAAUCUCGUUUAUUAAACACGAGAGAUUAAGCGAUGAUGAAAUUGCGGCUCAUCCUAUACUUGAAGAUUUGGGCCCAGAUUGGAUAAGAAUAUAUGUUAGAAUUUAUGAAAAGCAACAUAAAUGGGCUGUCCCACUUCCAAGAGGGAGGAAUAUAAAUGUUAAUACUCAUGCAGAUCUGACUUUUACACAAUUAAUGCAUUACGUAGCUGAAACUAAUUAUCGGAAUUUAUGGAAGGAGUGUUACAAAAAAUAUUACAGUCCUUGGAAUUGUAUAGAAUAUAAAGAACAAUAUAAUAUAACUGCUAAUGUAAGUGACACAGCAAUAAUGCAAGAAGUAUUACAAAAAAUGUAUGGCUGUACUUUAGUGCAGCUGCAAAACGGAUCAGUGAUAUCUGUAUUGCCUGGUAUAUCGACUGAAGUGCAUUGCAAUCUUCUUCCCAUAUUAUUUGCUAUCGAAACUACGUCCGCUUUUCUGACUUUGCACGAACAGAUCGCAGAAUAUUCUCUUCGCGAGUGUGUCAUGUAUAGUCCGGCUGCCUUAAGCAUAAGUCAUGGAAAACCAUUAUUUUUAAUAUACCAAUUACUACAGUUAUCCAGAGACUUGCAUGAUCGAGGUCUAGUGUUAGGUGAAAUUACCCUAAGCGAUAUAUUACUUAUGGAUGAUUUUACUAUUCAGGUAUUACCGAAAAUAAGCGACAAUGUGUAUAUAAAACCUGAAAAUGAACUGACUAAAAUGUCCACUAGUCAAGAAGUCAGAGGAAGAAGUUUUAACGGAUGCAAAAGAGGCUUCGACACAUCGAAUUCUACGUUUCAUGGGAAUUCUAAAAUCGGCAUGCAUGAAAGCAUAGAGAAAUUGUGCGAAAUGUGGGUGUAUAACUGCAUUAGCAAUUUCGAUUAUUUGACUGCGUUGAAUAAUCUGGCUGGUAGACGAUACGGUGAUCCGGGUUGUCAUCACGUAAUGCCUUGGGUCACAGAUUUUACGUCAAGGUGCGGUAGUAACUGGAGAGAUCUGACAAAGUCUAAAUUUCGCUUGAACAAAGGCGACAGACAAUUAGACUUAACAUUUGAUUCGCAGUUGACUGAAGUGGGACAUCAUGUGUCAGAUGUAAUCUCGGAAAUUACGUAUUACGUUUAUCUCUCUCGCCGUUAUGAUAAAUCAGUUCUUUGUAAAUAUGUAAGACCGCAAUGGGUUCCAGGAGAAUAUCCUGCUUCUAUACAGAGAUUACAUGAUUGGAGCCCAGACGAAUGUAUACCACAAUUUUUUACUGAUCCUAAUGUUUUUAAGUCUAUCCACGAGGAUUUACCAGAUUUAGAAAUUCCUGGGUGGGCUACAUCUCCAGAAGAUUUCAUUGAAAGGCAUCGAGAAGCCUUAGAAAGUUUUCACGUUUCUGAAAGAUUACAUCAUUGGAUAGAUCUAACGUUUGGAUACAAAUUAUCUGGGUCGGCGGCAGUGAAAUCGAAAAAUGUUUGUUUGCAACUUGUUGACAAUCAUACUAGUUUAACUAACUCCGGUAUCGUUCAACUUUUUACACAACCGCAUCCACAAAAAAUUAUUCCCUCGCCUUAUUGGUGUAAGAUUCCACCUCGCUUACGCUCAUCUUUCUUAACUAAUAAAUAUAAAACUGAUCAAUCUGGAAACAGGACUAGCGAUGAUGAAGGGCACAGUUCUGGAUUCGAAGAAGAAGAAUUAGCAGCAUCAAUUAUAAAUACAUCGAAAUCAUCGCCUUUAGUUCUAAGUCGUUUAUUGAGUCGUUCUCGGGGAUCCCUACUUGCAGCAGAUGACAGUACUAAACAAGAUAAAUCCUUAAGUCAAACAAUAAUCCUCCCAAAGGAUUACAAUCCUAUUGCAGCUAUUAUGCACGUUGAAACUAUGCAUACAUUUAUAAAUAAAGUAAGCUCACAAGUUUAUAAACCGCAAAUCGAGUUGCACGAGACAUUCACGAAUUAUAAACAAAUUGUGGCUAGUGGACGUAUAAAGGAACAACAGAUUCUCGGUUGCUUGAUCGUGGAAAUAUUCUUGUCAAAUAAAUUUCGAUCGACAUGGAAUGUCGAGAAAGUAUCAUUUGCAAAAAGAUUCACCACGUGUUUAAACACGUUGAAAAUGUCAGCUGAUAGUUUACCCAAAUGUGUGAGAAAUACUGUUGCUUUGCUGCUUCAAGUUGAUAUUAUACCGAACAGUUAUAACAUAAACAACACAGAGACAAUUGAUACGCCUUUUCGUUAUCCAACUAUCACACAUAUGGGUUUACCUCCACCAUCUGCUCAUCAAUUUCUGCAGCCUAUACUGUCCGGUAGUUUAUUUCCAUUUUCUAAGUAUUAUAAACAUUUGUACAAUAUUGUAGAAAUGUUGCAAGAAUACACUAGUUUGGUACGUGAACUGAAUUUCGUGAUGAAGUCUGAAGACGAUAUGGAUUCUGUAUUUAAAACGAAGACAAAGUUGCUUUGCAAAAUUAGCGAAUGCAAAGUUAAAGCGGUUGCGAGAGAAUUGGAACAUUUAUUGUUCCACACUGGAAUCGCUCGAGAAGCCUGUUUAGAACUGAUAGUGCCACAUGUACAGCAAAUAAUGGAAGAGCCUUACAGUUGUGUCCUGGCUGCUUGGUACUUAUUUGAUCCCAUUGCUAAAGCGCUUGGCCCCAAAGAUACGGCACAAACGUUCCUUUUGCCUAUUAUGAAAUUGUAUGAAAAUGGUUCCUUUAUGGAUAACUCCACACACAAUGAGAUACUUUCUUCUGCAUUGACGGCAAAAUUUAAAACUACACGUUUAUACCACAGAAACUUUUUAUUGAAACUUAUGGUCAGAUUGGGUGUGCGGCGAUUUUUAGAGAAUUUUAUUACACCUCUUGUAGAAGCAGUUGGAGGAUACAGAGAUUACGUACAAGGAUCUUCAAGUUGUAAUCAUAAAACAGGCAAUCUCAAAAGCUGUGAUUUAAGUGGGACGUGUAAUGAGGGAGAGGGAAUUUUAUCUCCUUUAGAUGAAGAUUUUUCUACGGGCUCAGAACAUAAUAUUUCUUUAUCUCCUGGACCAGCAACCGUAGACUAUAUACGCGAUAUGAAUUCAAUUGAUAAUGACGUUGAAAAUGUAUUCACUAUGGAAACGGAAGAAAAUUCCUGGGUGUCUGCAAAUCCUAACGUAAAAUAUGAUAUUGAUUUAAAUAUUGAUUUAAGUUUAAAUCUUAGUGACGAAUUAAAUGACGAAGGCAGUAAAAUUUCGCCCCUCAAAUCGAUUAAGUCGCCAACCAUUCCUAUACCAAAAACGUCCAAUUCUUUCAACAAGUCUCUAACCGAGUUCAGUAAUAUUGGGUGUAACGUUGGAAGUAAAACUUCUAACGAUGAAUUUAUUUAUGGUGGAUUCGGACAUUCCGCUAAUACUUCUGAGGAAAUUACUAUUGGAGUAGAAGAACAAAAUCCUGUAGUAUUACAAACAGAUAAUAUCAAAUCUGAGUUUGUGACAGAUGAAGAUGUACAAACAGAUCAUGCUUAUCAAAAAGCAUCAUCGAAUGAAUGUACGACUUCUGAAAUGAGCGCUGAAUCUAUUAUUUGGUUGUCUCAUCGACUUGGUCCCGUUCUUACUGCACGAUAUCUAUCUCGAAAUCUGUUGAGGAUGCUUACGUUGUGUUACACCGGGAAGGAAAACCUAACGAUAAUCAGCGAUACUCUCUCAUCGGUGGAAAGUAUUACUUGCAAUAAAAGAGUUUUAGUUGGUGAUCGUAAUGCCGCCAAAGUCUUGGAAUGCCUCGCAGCUAUCGCAGGUUUAUACGGGGAACAAAUUAUUGUUUUGCAAUAUUUUGCACACAUGGUAGAACUUUUGGCCUUGUGCAAAAGGAAAUUGACACAAAAUUUAGAAGGAGGACUUAUUUCGUGUUUGGCUCUCCUAAAUCACAUUACGCCGUACCUUAGCGAUGUCGUAUUAAUGGAUGUACUUCAUGAAACAAUUGUGAAAACAAUAUUAUAUCCUACAGUUCGCAUAUUAUCAUCCACGAGAUUUACUUUUCCCAACGGUGUAAUUGCACGUACAAUAAUGGCAGAGAAAUGCUUAGAAACGUUAUUUAUGUUCAGCUUACGUUUGGGAAGUGUUAUUACAAAGAAUCAUCUGGCUGUACCUAUUCAACGAUUCUUCUUAGCAUUCGAUAAAUCAUUUAAUCAAGACGUUAUGGAAAAUUUCAAAGACGAAGUUACUCCCAAGACGAUAAGUGAGCAUUUUACAAGAACAAAAACUUUAAAUGAAGACAACAGAAAUGCUAUCGGGCAUCAAACAAAUUUCAACACAGAUGUUGCCGAUUCUUACUCUCCGCCAGUUACAGAUAACAUAGAUACGUCUGAUCUACAAACGAAUAAAGCACUUGAAGAACUGAAAGCCGUAUUCACAGCGGAAUUCGCACACAAAACUUAUAUGUCUUUCUAUAAGUGUAUCGAUAGCGAAGUGAUGGAACAAAUACUUAAGAAUCAUGAACAUAUACAGAAUUUAUGUCGCAAAUACGAACAAGAAAUAAGAAUGAGUUCCAACGCUGAUGAUAACAAGUAUAAUGCAACAGAAAGUUCAGAAACAUCAAAUAAAGAUGUGACCAAUUUUGGAAACAUAUCAGUUGUGGGAAAUAGAUUUGCUGUACAAAAAGGUGAUAUUGGGAAUCACGUCACUCUAGAAAGUGUAACAUGUAAUCGUGAAACGAAUUCUUCUUCCUCGACUGGAAGGCAAUUACGUGGUAAUUGGCUAGCGUAUUGGGAACACGAAAUCGGAAGAUCGGAGAAAGAUACAGCGUUUAAUAUAAAACAAAUAAAACUUCAAACGUUUAGUGGGCAUACCAAUAGCAUCAGAUGUAUGUACGUAUUAGAUAAUGAAAACAGUUUCAUGAGCGGCGGAAGAGACAAAACAGUGAAAUUAUGGAGUUUAAGAAGUCAGGGCGAUGGAAACACUGUUUCAUCUUGUCAGUACACUUAUACUGGACAUAAGAAAUCUAUCCUCGCACUUACAUUUCUAGAAUCAAUGAGAUACGUAGUUACUUGUGACGGUACGAUUCACUGUUGGGACCCGUUCAUGGGUUCUCUUCUCGGAUGUCCAGAGAGCUCAAGGCCAGUCCCCGUGAACACAUUGGCUGCAAGUCCGCCACCUUGUACAACUCUACUUGUGGGUACAACUGAUAUUACAUUGAGAGUCAUCGAUUGCAGAACGUUUCAAUAUGUAAAUGAAAUGAAAGUCUCCGUAAAUCCAACAGGUUUAAUCCGAUGUAUUGCGGUUGCACCUAGCGGUUAUUGGGUAGCGUUAGGUCAAGCAUCAGGUUUCUUAACAAUUUUAGAUAUUCGUACCGGUCUUAUUAUUGCAUCUUGGAAAGGUCACGAGUGCGAAAUACUGCAAUUGGAAGCAAUCAAUGAAACAACGUUAAUUAGUUCUUCGUUGGACGAGACCAUAGCUGUGUGGAGCGCUUUAGAUGGAAAAUUGAAAUUCCAUAUGAAAGGCUCUACCGAACCAGUUCACUGCAUGACGAUGUACGAACAGGAAUUAGUGAUAGGAACAACGGCGAAUCGAGUAGGAGUUUAUACGUCCAUAGAAACGACAGCCUCGUUUUCAUCUUCGAAAUUAAAAUCCGAUACUUUCAAAGGACUCCUUACUACCAUGGCCGUUCUUCCUCUCAAUCGAUUAUUAUUAUUGGGUGCAGAUAACGGCGGUAUAACAUUAAUUUGUUAGAUAUUACGUGUAGGUGUACGGAAAAUUUUACAUUAUAAAUAUAUAAAUAAAUAUACAAUUCCGUAAUUUUC
This is a messenger RNA of Ceratina calcarata, 5981 nucleotides long. It is a transcript of the gene Wdr81, whose product is annotated as WD repeat domain 81. The record is from RefSeq and is a predicted model, not a curated record. Gene Ontology annotation, biological process: aggrephagy. Bases 115 to 5910 code for a protein of 1931 amino acids. The transcript has 23 exons. Gene Ontology annotation, cellular component: mitochondrion. NCBI's taxonomy places the organism in Eukaryota, Metazoa, Arthropoda, Insecta, Hymenoptera, Apidae. Gene Ontology annotation, molecular function: phosphatidylinositol 3-kinase regulator activity; protein binding.